Cotesia glomerata is the source of this 432-nucleotide messenger RNA. RefSeq lists its product as uncharacterized. Lineage: Eukaryota; Metazoa; Arthropoda; Insecta; Hymenoptera; Braconidae. The transcript has 2 exons. The record is from RefSeq and is a predicted model, not a curated record. The coding region runs from base 85 to 432 and encodes 115 amino acids.
GCCAUGCGGGAAUCAGUAUAAGCGGUCGGGUUGUAGGUGAAAGGACCUCAAUAACGAGUUCCAGCCCAAUCCGGGUUGCUAAUUAUGCCAGGCGGCGAGGGGUCCGACACCCCCUUUAAUUUACACCCUUGUGUUAAUGCUAAUGCUAAUGUUAAUGUUAAUCAAAAUGACAACGCUACCGAUCACAAUGAAGGACGUUUACAUACGGACAGUGACUCUGUCAGGAAUGAUAGCUUGUGCGCGGAUGAUAAUUAUGGUGAUAACUCGAUGACAAUUGGUGAUGGGGUAAGGAGAAGAAAGGUCAUACGGGUUGCCAAAGAAACGCUUGAUAAGGCUUCGCGGCUGCUGAGGCGAAAGAUACCCUGCACUGGUCAUCUGAUGACUCCCCGCCGCCUAUGGAUCCAAAAGGUUCCAACUCAAGUGAGUAACUAG